GGGGCGGGAACGGUCCUUACCGGGAGGAGCGCCAGCCUGCCGGGGAGCAGGGGCGCUGCUGCGGGACUCAGAUCCUUAAAUAAGUGCCUUGGACUGCAGAUUUCUCACAAUGACUAGUAGUGUGCCUUCUGAUGUGCUUGGUCGAAGAAUCCUUUGUGAUACAGAAUAUGCAACUGUGAGGUACGCUGGUAGUGUUCCUCCCACAACAGGUCUUUGGCUUGGAGUAGAAUGGGACAGUCCUCAAAGAGGAAAGCAUAAUGGCAGCCAUGAAGGAAUACAGUAUUUUAAAUGCACUCACCCGACAGGAGGAUCCUUUAUCCGCCCAAACAAGGCAAAUUUUGGUGUGGAUUUUCUUACUGCAGUAAAGAACCGCUAUGGAUUGAAUGAUGAGCAAGAUGUUGAGUGUGAGAAAGAGAAUGCUUUAGUCAUUGGAAAGAAGACUGUGGAACUUGUUGGUUUUGACUCUAUUAUAGAACAACAAAGUCAACUGAACAAAUUGGUAGACAUCUCAGUGAGCGAAUGUGCAGUGAGCCAUGCUGGUCAGAAAGAGGAAAUCAGCAGAACGUGUCCUAAUAUCAGGAGUAUAAAUCUAUCAAAAAAUCUUUUGCCAUCCUGGGAGAAAGUAACAGAUAUUGCUUGUCAAGUUCAGAAUCUGGAAAGUCUUGAUCUCAGUGAAAACAAGAUGAAAUUUCCAUCUGCUUCUAUAACCUGUACACUUAGUAAAUUGAGGGUUCUGGCACUUAAUCGAACUGGAGUAACAUGGGCAGAGGUUCUUCUGUGUGCUCCAGGGUGGCCAGCACUUGAAGAAUUGUACCUUGCUUCCAAUGAUAUUACAGUUUUAGAAAGACCCAUUAACGUUCUACAGACCUUGAAAUUGUUAGACCUUUCAAACAACCAAUUAAUUGAUGGAAGUCAACUGCAGCUAAUAGCAUAUCUUCCCAGAUUAGAACAACUAAUUCUUUCAAACACUGGAAUUUCUUCUAUACGCUUUCCUGAUGUUGGAUUUGGAUGCAAGACUAAAAUGUUUCCGUUAUUACAACGUCUUGCAGUAGAUGACAAUAAAAUAUUGCAAUGGUCGUUUAUCAAUGAGCUUGAUAAACUACAAUGUUUGCAGUCACUGCACUGUCAGAAUAACCCUUUGAUGGGCACAGAGAAGAACCCAGAGACAGUGAGACAGCUUAUCAUUGCCAAAAUAGGCCAAUUAAAGGUUCUGAACAAAUCUGAGAUCUUUCCUGAUGAAAGAAAGGGAGCAGAGCUUGACUAUCGCAAAAUGUUUGGCAAUGACUGGAUAACGGCUGGUGGAAAUCAGAAUCCAGACAAAGACAGACCAAAUGAGGAAUUUCUUGCUGCUCAUCCUAGGUACCAGUUACUCUGCCUUAAAUAUGGUGCUCCUGAAGAAGGUGAAUUGAAACGACAACAGCCUUUCAUUCUGAAAAAUCAGCUGCUAACUUUGACAAUUAAAUGUCCAGACCAACCGGAUCAGAAACCCAUAGAGAAGAAACUACCAGAUUCUAUGACUAUUCAGAAGGUCAAAGGCUUGCUGUAUCGUCUACUUAAAAUUCCUGGUUCAGAGCUGAAAUUGUCCUAUGAAAGUUCUAAAAUGGAAGGCAAAGAAAUUGAACUAGAAAAUGACCUAAAGCCCUUGCAGUUUUACUCUAUAGAAAAUGGAGACUCUAUCUUAGUACGGUGGUAACUUUUUUUAAAAUGCAACUUCAGAAGAGGAGCCCACAGGCUACCCCAGGAGAGCAUCUGCAAUUUGUGCCACUCUUCUUGUACAUAUUUAAUGUGGAUUUCAUAAACUGGGACAGAGGGCUAUUUGAAAUGAUGCUUGUAACUCCUACAUGUAUAUUUUCAAUUAAAAAAAAUUGGUGCAUAAUUGCAGGGAUUCUUUUAAAUUCCCAGAUUAAAUGGAAGAUUAGCAUGAGGUCUUGUGCAGUGAAUUUCUAUAGAAGAAUCACUUUUACUCAGAACAUGUAAUCUAAAAUCUCAUGUGACAUUUGUAAAAGUCACAUGAGAUUUUAGAUUACAAAGACAACUGCUGUUGCACUAGAAAAGGACACUUAAACUCUGCUUUAAGUGAGAGAGAAAAUAACUUUAAGCUUUGUUUUUUUCCCUCAAGGAAUACUUUAUGUAACACCACGCUCUAGAGAGAGGUACCUAGAAUGGGGUGUGGAAAGUUUAGAUCCAUAUUCUGAUCUUGUUGCUAUAUCCUAUUUACACAUCUAGAGGGGAAAAAGAUCACAAUUAAGCUGCUGAAUUGGAGGAUUUAUUCAAAAUAACUUAUCAGCAUAUUGUGGAGCUAUACAGUUUAAUGGAUAUUCUCUGUAUGUUGCUUAAACUUUUUACUUUAUCUAGAUAGUUACUGAGUUAUCAGAAAGAUGCAAAUUCCUUUGAAUCUGGUUAUAUUAUUUGCUGUAGUUCAAGAUUUGGUAUAAGCAAAGUUUAAUAUCUUGCAUCAUAAUCUCAUCCAAAUCACUAAGUAGUAUACACAACCUCAAUAUAAAUCCUAAAAGAUAACUAUCCCCACCCUACAUGAGCAAGUACCAUUUACCACACCCCCCCCCCCAAUUUGCAGAUUACAUUAAUCCAGUAAAUAGAUGUGCUGGCAUGGAACCUUGCACCUGCUGACUCUCAUGGAUACCAGUGGUUCUGCACCUAUCAUCAUCCUAAUAGAAAUCUAGAGCUUUAUGUGCACAUUAAUUACCAAUAGUCCUUUAAGAUAAUUUCCUUUUUUAUAAAGUCAAACUUCUGGUUUUUGUCAGAUUAACACCUCACCUAUAGAAAAAUGCUUCUCUGGACAGGAUCACUCAAUUUUUAUCAAAAUGGAUGGGCAAAUAUUAAUUACAUUAUAGGUGAAAUUUCCACUAUUAAACACCACCUUAGCCGUCCUGAUUGUGUAUCUCCACAAGUCUUUAUCAUCUUUCCUCACAUCUACAAGGAUCUCCACAUAAUUCCUUCACUUUCCAGAGCUCUGUCAGUUCUUGUGGAGAAUACUGAGGGGAAGACAGCAUUCCCUUUUCACAUGUCUUCUCACACAACCAGAGGCUGUCCUGUUUAAAAAGACAAUGAUUUCAGUGGGCUUUUUUGGAAGGGGACAGUACUUUACAUUCACUAAAUCUCUCACACACACACACAGUCUAUCAGAAAUCAGUAUUUCAUGGUGUGGGACACUUGUUAAUAAUAUGCCAGUAAUUAACAGAAUGUAGACAGAGGCAGUGUGUAUAUAAAUAAAACUCUGCAAGGCUCUUAUGCUAAUCUGAGAACAGACACAAUAAGGUCAAGUAUCAGACAGCUUACAGAUGCAUCAAGGUAUCAGCCAGCCCCUGACUGAUAGGUGCUAGAAAUUUUCCUGUGGAUCAAAUAAUUCCAUAAUGGUCUCAAUAUGUAUGUGGGGAUGGGUGCACUUACAUUUUGGUCUGAUCUGGUCAGGCAAUUCCUAUAUUCUUACACAUUACCACUGAGUGUCUGGUUAACCAAUCAGCCUUGAGUAGAAACUCUUGCACAAACUAUUGUUAAUAGGAGUGCUGAUGGAAACUGGAAAGACAAGUGCCCCAAACAAUGUAUUCGUAUAACCCCUCCACCUGAGGUUAGUUUGAUAUGUGCAAGAUAGCAGAAACUGAAAAGUUAUUUAAUUAGAAGAAAGUCACCCAGUAGUAAUCUGUUAAAGAUUUUAUCCUGUAUGCACCCAGAAAGAAUUAUUUUGUAAUUAACUGGGAGAAGGUGUGAUGGAAAUGUUUGUAUAUUGAACUACUCGUAUGGAUUAAAAAAAAAACCCAUUUGAAA
Caretta caretta (loggerhead turtle) is the source of this 3783-nucleotide messenger RNA. RefSeq names its product tubulin folding cofactor E (gene TBCE). NCBI's taxonomy places the organism in Eukaryota, Metazoa, Chordata, Testudines, Cheloniidae. Gene Ontology annotation, molecular function: protein binding. Gene Ontology annotation, biological process: cytoskeleton organization. The record is from RefSeq and is a predicted model, not a curated record.